UCAGGCACAUUUAAAGCCAGCCUUCUUUUUUGGGUCCUUAGCAUAAGGGUUUGUUUACCACCACGUCACCAGGAAGUACGUCCAGAGUUUCAACAAUGAUGAGACAGGACUCGCAAGACGCGCCUCUUUUUGGUGAAGAUGACGGCAACGUAGGAGCUAGAAAGUCCAACAUUAGGCAUCCGCUGGUCUCUUUCUUCCACCUCUUCUUCCGAACAAGUGCCAUCUUGGUCUACUUGCUGUGUGACUUUUUCAGCAGCCAGUUCAUCGCCUGCAUGGUCACCAUCAUCCUCCUGCUGUCAUGUGACUUCUGGACCGUGAAGAAUGUGUCUGGCAGGUUGUUGGUGGGCCUUCGGUGGUGGAAUCAAGUGGAUAAAGAUGGAAAGAGCCACUGGGUGUUUGAGUCCAGGAAGGCACAAAGUCCGAACACGACAUCCAGUGCCGAGUCGAAGAUCUUCUGGCUCGGACUCAUCGUGUGCCCCGUCUUCUGGAUCAUUUUUGUGUUCAGCACCAUCUUCUCUUUCAAGAUGAAAUGGCUGGCUGUAGUAAUCAUGGGCUUGGUUUUACAAUGGGCAAACUUGUACGGCUACGUCAGAUGUAAGUUCGGUGGACAGACAGACCUGAGGAACAUGGCAAAGAACUACCUUGGUGUCCAGAUUUUUAAACAGGCAAUGAAGAAGACAGCGGAAGCUUGAAACUCCAGAGGUCUAGCGAGGGACCAUCUGCGUCGUGAUGGACGUGUGAUAUCUUCUUCAUGUUUGUUUUCUUCUAAGGGGGUUAAUGUUUAUGAUACAACAGAUUUUUGUAUAUUUGUUUAUUUUCUAUGAAAUCAUUGACUUAUAAAUUCAGUUACCAAACUUUCUAUUAAUGCUUAAGGUUGUCAUUUAUAAUAGAUUUUAAAGUCGGAGCACAGUUAUCAUUUUUAAUGAUGCAAGGUUGAAAUGUAAACCCUUAAUGAUAAAAUGAGUUUACCUCAAAACGGGCACAGUCCCUGGCAGGCUUUCAUGGAUUCACAAAUGGGAGCUAAAGAGGUCAUGUUUUGAUCAUGUCAGGGUUUUGUUGUUAAAAUGAAAAACAAAUCUUUUUUUAUAUUCAAUUUUUGUAACUUGUAAUUGCUCAGCAUCUUUGACUGUACUGUAUGCUGUUGUAAAAAGGGCUUUGGGGGAGCAAUAAAUGUAUAUAGGGUUACCUUA
Molecule: messenger RNA, 1190 nt
Organism: Pungitius pungitius (ninespine stickleback)
Lineage: Eukaryota; Metazoa; Chordata; Actinopteri; Perciformes; Gasterosteidae
Exons: 7
Coding region: 96-692 (198 amino acids)
Biological process (GO): protein secretion; vesicle-mediated transport
Cellular component (GO): Golgi membrane
Source: RefSeq, a predicted model, not a curated record